Molecule: messenger RNA, 636 nt
Organism: Penicillium subrubescens
Lineage: Eukaryota; Fungi; Ascomycota; Eurotiomycetes; Eurotiales; Aspergillaceae
Exons: 1
Coding region: 1-636 (211 amino acids)
Source: RefSeq, a predicted model, not a curated record
AUGGCUUCCGAAACAAAUCUCACAGUCGGAAGUACUGCUGGCAACGACCAUGUUACACGCCCAGAAAUUGCCUUUAUUUCUGGUCCCAUCAACAGUGGUCCCAACGGGGUCUAUUUUCACACCUAUUAUGUCCCUCGCAUCCAACAAGCCAUUGAAAAAGGCCACAAAUUUGUCAUUGGCCCUAUUCCGAGCGGCAUCGAUGCCAAUGCCCUGGAUUACCUUCUCGCCUACCCCGUGGCCCCAGAGCACAUCACCAUAUUUGUAACUCCGGCGGAGGAAGCGACGUUUGGGCCACGGUUUCGCGCCAUGUCAGUAAAUUUGCAGGUGGUCGAGAGCCAAAUGACUCAAGAACGUGAUGCGGCCAUGACCCAAGCCAGCACAUAUGACAUCCUACGGGUGCGAACCAUGGAGGAGGCAAGGGAAUUUUACGGCGGCAUGGCUCGCCCGGGAUAUGUGACAAACACGGAGCGCAAUUGGCGAAGACGGAGAGGAAUGACAGAGGAUUUGUUGAUCACUGCGGAAGAGAUCAAUUGCUCCAUGGGAUAUCCUGCAUCGGAGGUCCUACCUUUGCCAGAGGGCUCUGGCAAGAAUGGGGUUCUAGAUCAGUUGAAGCAAGCAUUGAAACGUCGCCGAUAG